This is a messenger RNA of Alternaria rosae, 807 nucleotides long. RefSeq lists its product as uncharacterized. NCBI's taxonomy places the organism in Eukaryota, Fungi, Ascomycota, Dothideomycetes, Pleosporales, Pleosporaceae. The record is from RefSeq and is a predicted model, not a curated record. The transcript has a single exon. Bases 1 to 807 code for a protein of 268 amino acids.
AUGACGAACACUCCUUUUCCGUUCGAAAGACUACCAGCCGAGCUGCGCGGUCACGUCUACAAGUACCUCCACUGUACCACCAAGUACGCCACAGCGCGACGAGACGAAGCCAGAACGCCUGUGGUUGUCGUCAGAUUCUCUUAUAUCGAACGCGCUAUAGUCGCUGUGUCAACGGCAAUCCGAAACGAAGCUGAAAAGGUCAUCGACGAGGAAACCCAGAAGUGUGGCCCGGCUCAGCUCAUCGCAGAUUGCGAUUACUUCCACCUCGUCCCUGAGGUUCUGGCCGAUAUUCGAAAUGCUCGGAACAGCUAUGUACCACCGAACAUGGGACUGGCUGUUGACGAGCGUGAGGACUUCAACAUCAGGUUCACCGGCAGAAACCUACUCGAGCAGGCUCGGAUGGACGCGGUUAUGUAUCAGAUGUGGAUGCGCCUCGCAAACCUAUACCUCAAGACGAACGAGCGAAUUGAGAUCGGUGUUUGGAUUGGGAACGACGCCGCUUGCUACGAGUUUGUGCAACAGCUCGACUCGGCUAUUGAAGAUAUCAUCAAUCCCCGCUGGGACGCGUCUGACUCGGGUAUGUACCGUCCCAAAUUUGCGGUUACAAUCGAAUGCUCUGGAGAGGUUGAAUCGGACGUGGAAGACGUUGUUCAGGAUUUCAAGGAUGCGCGUUUCGAGGUUAGCGAAGAACUGGAACCGGAAGAGAUGCAGUCGAAAUGGGGCGUCCAGACCUUUGACGGAGUGUUCGACCAGAAGGAGUUGUCGAGCGACGAGUCUAGCGAAGAUUCAGAUGAGGAAUUGGACUGA